Chinchilla lanigera (long-tailed chinchilla) is the source of this 2469-nucleotide messenger RNA. It is a transcript of the gene Sla2, whose product is annotated as Src-like-adaptor 2. Gene Ontology annotation, molecular function: protein binding. The transcript has 8 exons. Bases 131 to 964 code for a protein of 277 amino acids. NCBI's taxonomy places the organism in Eukaryota, Metazoa, Chordata, Mammalia, Rodentia, Chinchillidae. The record is from RefSeq and is a predicted model, not a curated record.
CUGAAGAUCAUCCAGAAGGCCCUAACGCGUCCAGCUGAGCCGUGCGUUUUAGCUGAGUGUCGUCCCCGAGCCUCUGAUGACAAGAGACCGAUUCCUCUCGGCAAUGUGCUUCUGAGAGUUCUGCUGAGGAAUGAUGGGAAGUCUGCCCAGCAGAAGGAAAACACUGCCAAGCCCAAGCGUGGGCCCCUGUGUCCCAGGCCAGGGACCUGGGCCCUUGCAAGCAGAGAGGUGUAAGGCCACAGCAGUGGCCCUGGGCAGUUUCCCGGCAGGCGGGCAGGCUGAGCUGUCUCUGAGACUGGGAGAACCACUGAGCAUCAUCUCUGAGGAUGGAGACUGGUGGACCGUGCUGUCACAAAUCUCAGGCAGAGAGUACAGAGUUCCCAGCGUGCAUGUGGCCAAAAUCUCCCACGGGUGGCUGUACGAGGGCCUGAGCCGGGAGAAGGCAGAGGAACUGCUGCUGCUGCCUGGAAACUCUGGAGGGGCCUUCCUCAUCCGGGAGAGCCAGAGCCGGAGAGGCUGCUACUCCCUGUCAGUCCGACUCAGCCGCCCCGCAUCUUGGGACCGGGUCAGACACUACCGGAUCCAGCGCCUUGACAAUGGCUGGGUGUACAUCUCCCCUUGCCUCACCUUCCCCUCACUCCAGGACCUGGUGGACCAUUACUCUGAGCUGGCGGAUGACAUCUGCUGUGUCCUCAAGGAGCCCUGUGCCCUGCAGAGGAGCAGCCUACUCCCUGUCAAGGACAUACCCCCACCUGUGACUGUGCAGAGGACGUCUCUGAAUUGGAACGAGCUGGACAGCUCCCUCCUGUUUUCAGAAGCGCCCGCCACGGGGGCAGCAUCUCUUCUCAGCGAGGGGCUCCGAGAGUCCCUUAGCUCCUACAUCAGCCUGACCGAGGAUGGCUCCUUGGAUGAUGCCAAGGUCAGGAGCAGAGGUCGAAAGGGGAACCAAGGCUGUGGCACGUAGAAGCCCCACUUAGCUCAACCCCGGGACCCUGGAAGCAAGGCUGUGCCUGGUGUGAGGGGAGAACUGGGCCAGGGGCGCAUCCAGGCUUCCACCUGGGCCUCCCGCGUUGUCUUGGGCCUAAGAAGUCGCUCACCUCCUCCCCUGGCCGCGACCCUGCCUGCACCUUCUACCUGGAGUGCAGGGCAGUUGGAGGCAGGAGCAGGGCUCCAAGAGGAGAGUAAACUUCCCCCGGGGUCUGUUCAGGUCCUGAUUUGGGGAAUUCCAGCUCCAGUUUUGCCCCCUGCCUGGUCCUCUUUACAGUGUGAUCACCACUAACAUGGAGGAGGAAAAGUCACUGUAGGACACCACCUUACUCUUACCUCAGAGAGACUGGCCCAGAAGGAAGAGGCAAGCAGGUGGGCUGGGGCUGAUCACAGCAGCAGAUCCUGGGCUUCCGGCCUCCACCUGACCCCCAAACAAGCAGGAGCACUGACAAUGCAGGUCCUCACAUGUCCCCCGCAAGCCCCUUCUCUGAACAGCCCCAGCUUUCAGAUCUCCACUUCACUCUGCCGCUUAUUCAAAACCAAGCGCACCCAUUCUCCCCAACCGAGCCUUUUCGUGCUCAAGUGCAAAGCGACCCCGCCCCUUCACCGUGUAGCUCAGGCUUGGACCUUGCCUCAGCCGCCGAAGAUCAUGGGUGUGCACUGCUGCACGUGGCUCAGAGUAACACUGGCUGAGCCCAGCGUGUUGUAGGUAAGCGCAGAGCAGUACGCAGUGCGCGGGCGUGAGGAGGUAGCGAGCCCUCUCUGCACAACGCACCCAAGCACAGCCUACACCAACUGCACCCCGAUUUCCCUGCUGCCCACACCGAGGAAGAAGCCCGGCCGCAGCAGCUAAGGGAGCAGAGAGAAAAAGGAGCCACCUCCUCCGAUGCUCCUCAGAGGCUGCAAGUGAGGGGGGAAGGGGUUUAUCAGGCAUCACCAACAGGUUCUCAUUAAAGAUUUGUUUAUUCAAGUAUCUGAAAACAUUCUACAAAGGAAACAGGUCUUUGUACUGUGCUAUGGACCACACACACACUGCCACACUGUUUUCAGAAGACUUGAAAUGCCACUGAUUACAGUUUUAAAACUGUACACGGGACAGAGAACCGAGGAAAACAAUUUAAUGUUUCACCCGGAUUCAGAGAUGCACCAAAUUAAAUGACAGCUCCACUUGGCAAAUGACUGUUACAUGAUGGUAUCCAAGAAAUGGUUGGUGAUGGAUAAAUUCACAAAUGCGUUCUUUCCCAAAGCAGAUGGUUCUUUAAAAGUUUUAGGUCACAGCUCUUGUAGAAAACACUGAUGCUCAACAUUCUAAUUCUUGGUCCAGGAAACACGCGUCUUCCAGGUUCCGUGUGGCCGGGAUGGCCCAACAAUCACUUUUCUGUGCUGUAAUCUGAGGGUCCUUUGGAUUGGACAGGAAACAGGUGGGGGGCUGUCCACUAUCAGUCAUAGUGGAUGGCAGUGUAAAAGAUGAUCCAAAUGACC